Molecule: messenger RNA, 2881 nt
Organism: Macrobrachium nipponense
Lineage: Eukaryota; Metazoa; Arthropoda; Malacostraca; Decapoda; Palaemonidae
Gene: rogdi
Product: protein rogdi-like
Exons: 7
Coding region: 132-950 (272 amino acids)
Cellular component (GO): RAVE complex
Source: RefSeq, a predicted model, not a curated record
CGACUCACGAGCGUCACAAACGUAAACAAUCGAAAAGUCGAUCAGCUGAUUCAGGGAACACCUCCGCAUAUUUAAUAUACUCCCGGGAGGCGAAUAUACUCGUGGAAAUAGUGGUAAUACACAACUACAAGAUGGGAGACAGCGACAGAGGAGAAUUGGCAGUUUUGCAACAAGAGUUGGAUUGGGUUUUAAGUGAGGAAGUUCCACGGGUCUUCACACAAGUUAUGCAACUCCUUAAGGAGUGCUGUACACAUUUUCCAGUACCUUUAUGUGGUAAUGAAGCAGCCAUUAAACAUGAGAAAUUUAUAAUGUCUACAGCAGCGCAUAGCACACAGGAUCAGGUUAAAUGUGUUGUAACUAUCACAGGAGACACAAUUAGUCAGGCGGACAUAAAUAUGAAAGUAGCAAAGCAUCAGAAUCAAGUCCACCGAACAAGCGUUACACCUGAAGCACCUUGGCGAAUUCAGCAGAUCCAGGACGCUGGAAAUUUCUUGCAACUUGCAAUUCAGUUUUUGCAAGGACACGGUGCCAAUAAUUCAUUCAGGACCAGUAGUGAAGUUUUGAAUGUGUUAGGACAGUUGAUCAAACUCCUUCAGAAGGGCCGCAGUAGCCUCCUUAUUCCAAGAAAGAAGACUAUUGAUGAAUUAAUGAGUAGCAGAAAUAUGAAAUCCCUGACGCCUCCUCUUCCUGGUGACUUAGCCGUAAGUUUCUACCUGCAAGCACACAAAUUGGUUUUAGCAGUUUAUCAUCUUUCCAAUGCUGCUGGCACUAUGAAGUUUGAGAGUGUGCAGGCAGAGUGUGCCGUACCAUGGUUAAGCCCAGUUCUUGUGUGUUUAACCACUGCUCUUCAUUUAGCACAUCAGCUAAGAGAUAAGAUUGCUGUGUUCUCCCAAUAUAAAGACUUCACCCCAGAUUCUUGUAGUGUUUCAACAAUAUCUUUUGAACCUUGAUUUGUUGUUGUUAAUAAUAGUUACCAAGUAGAGAAUUAAUCACUGAAAUGUCAUUGGGUGUAUGAGAAGGCCUCAUGUAAUGAAGAGAAGCUUAGUGACAAUAUGCUUGCCUUGGUUUAUUGGUGUCAGAUAUUUAAGCUGAUGAAGUCACCUUACAGUGCAGAUAUGAAUUUUCCUUGGUUGAUCUUUGUUGCUUAUCCACACAAGAAAUACGGUAAGUCACAUUAAUACAUAUUUGUUUGAUUGUCUUUUAUGAUCUUUUAUGUUAAAAUACAUUUCACAGCUCGAGUUGUUUCCAGCUUUAGUAGUACGUAGUUUUAAAGAAGUUUUAAAUUUCAUUCUGUAAGGUCACAGUUUUAAAGAGGCAUGUUGCUGUACAGAGAAAUUAUAUGUUUGCCUCUUUUUACUGUCAAUUCCAUAAAUUGUAUAUAGUUACUGUAGUGUAUACUAAAGUAGAAUAAAGCUUAAUUUUUGGCAACUUUGACAUUUUUAUAUGCCAAACGUAGCAUUAUAGUUGUACAUCUAUUUGCUGAAGAGUGGAUAUAUAUUGGUGCAAUUUAGCCAUUGCAGCUGACUAGAGUAACAGCAUUUCUUUUCUUGGAAAGUGUUAAAAUUCAGUGUAAACAUUCCAAAUUUAUUCAGUGAUUUCUGUGAGGGAUAUUACAUAAAUUAAAUAGGAGUUUAUUCAUAUAAAUUUGUAUUACAUAUCUUAAGAUUCUUUAGUGGUUGGAGAUAUGAAGACGUAAAUAUUUUUGGGUGUAACUAAUGAUGACUGAGAGGAGUUUGCCAGUUUUCAUUAUGAAGACAAGUUGUUUUAAAUAAAAUGAUCAAAGUCCAGAGGAUCAGAUUGGGAUUCACUUAAUUCAUUAGUCCAAACUGCUCUAUGUACGAUUUUUUUCAUGAAUUGUUAAUGACUUGUCCUUCUUGUAAGCUGCAACGUUAAAGUAUAUGUUGUUGAUAUUUUUUGUUGAUCAUUUCCAUCGUUGAAACAGUUUUGUUAUGAAGUUGAUUUAGUAUGAUGAAAUAGGAUUUGGUGAGAGGUAAAAGUGAUCCUCAUUGAAAGCCUCCACAAAAUGGUUAUGUUUAUGCUUAGUAUAUUGUUUGUCUGUCUAUCUAGUCACAUCAUUGGUAUGAAAUUUUAGUUCAUUGCCUGUGUGGUAUUGUUAAUGACUGCUUUUCAUAUUGCAAGGACCUUCUGUUGUGUUUAAUGCUUCUUGUGUCCGUUGCAGAAUGCUCAAAAUUUCUUGAACUCUUGGUGAGGUCUGCUUUGUACUAUUUAUCAUUCUGUCAUUUGACUCCAGGUCCUAAGUUGGAAAGCUCUGCCCAUGAUGAGGCAUGUGUUGUGCUUGGUACCUAUUGAAUUGUGACUUACAUUGACAGUGAAGAAGAUAUCAUUACUAUUAUACUGUACUGGUUUUGUGCUCUUGGGGAAAUGUCAGUCAUAGACUUCUACUUCUUUAUAAUCAUGGAUCCAGUGGCCAGUUAUUUAAUAUUUAGUAAAGAAUAUAAAUUCCUUUACAGGCUUGAGUGUAUACAUGGUGUGCCAAAAGUGAGUCUCUUGCAGAUAUUUUAUUUUAGGGAGUCAAUGUACUUGACUGCUUGCUAUACAGUAAUAAUUCUAAGCUUUUACUUCUAGAAUGUAUUAUAAUACCUGAUAUCUUUUUAAGUGUGAAAUAGUGUACAUUCUGCUACACAUUGUUAAAAGUUGUUUAGUUAUUAGAAAUCUUAUAGGAUUCUGUUCUACUCUGGUUUUCCAUUUGUCCUUGAUAGUGUGUCAUUUGUUGCUUUUAACAAAAAUAACUCAUUUCCUUUUGAUCACUGUGUUUACUAUGGAGUCAUUUCUUGUCUAUCACAUAAUUAUGCUUUUUAUUGUUAACUUUCUACUCCUAAGAGCCAUCAAGUAAAGAAUAAAGUGUCAUCUAGAACUUGAA